Messenger RNA from Phalaenopsis equestris, 1285 nucleotides. RefSeq names its product probable aldo-keto reductase 1. The transcript has 7 exons. The coding region runs from base 113 to 1153 and encodes 346 amino acids. The record is from RefSeq and is a predicted model, not a curated record. Lineage: Eukaryota; Viridiplantae; Streptophyta; Magnoliopsida; Asparagales; Orchidaceae. Gene Ontology annotation, cellular component: cytoplasm.
CUCAGUUCCGCACGCCGAGCCUUUUUUUUAACAGACAUAGCUAGCCCAAAGUGAGCGCAGAGGAAGAACAGUACUACAGAGGUGAAGAUCUUACGGAGGGUUUGGUGAAGAAAUGGAGGAGCAGAGCAGAAUACUAAUCCCCAAAGUGAAGCUGGGGUCUCACGGAUUAGAGGUGUCAAAGUUAGGGUUUGGAUGUAUGGGUCUCACUGGCGUUUACAACCCUGCUGUUUCCGAAGAACUUGGUUUAUCUAUCAUCAAAGAGGCAUUCAACAGAGGCAUAACUUUCUUUGACACCUCUGAUAUAUAUGGUCCUCAUAUCAAUGAAAUAUUGAUUGGCAAGGCCUUGAAACAAUUGCCAAGGGAAAAGAUUCAACUGGCUACAAAAUUUGGUAUUGAAAAACUCGAAAAAACAACGAUGGUUGUGAAUGGUAGGCCGGAUUAUGUCCGAUCUUGCUGCGAGGCGAGUCUCAGGAGGCUUGGUGUUGAUUACAUUGAUUUAUAUUAUCAACACAGGAUUGAUAGGACUGUGCCUAUAGAGGAGACAGUUAGGGAGCUCAAGAAGUUGGUUGAGGAGGGGAAGGUGAAAUUCAUCGGUCUUUCUGAAGCCAGCCCAGAUACAAUUAGACGUGCACAUCUCAUUCACCCUAUCACAGCAGUCCAAAUGGAGUGGUCUCUCUGGACCAGAGAUAUUGAAGAAGAUGUAGUCCCACUUUGCAGAGAACUUGGAAUCAGCAUAGUUCCUUAUAGCCCUCUUGGGCGUGGAUUUUUUGGCGGGAGAGCAGUUUUAGAAAGUAUCUCGAGAGAUAGUGCAUUGAUUUCACAUCCAAGGUUCAGUGGAGAAAAUCUUGGGAAGAACAAGUUGCUAUAUCAACGUUUAGAGAGACUUGCUGCGAAGCAUCAAUGCACAACAGCUCAGCUUGCUCUAGCUUGGAUACUUCAUCAAGGAGAUGAUGUUGUUCCCAUCCCAGGUACAACUAAGAUCGAGAACCUUGACAGCAAUAUAAACUCUUUGAAGGUGAAGUUUACCAAUGAUGACUUGACGGAAAUUGCAUCAGCAAUUUCGGUUGAAGAUGUUGCUGGUUCAAGAGUCUAUGGCUUUAUGGAAGCACAUUCAUGGAGGUACGCAGAUACCCCAAAUUCUAUAAUUGCAUAAAUUUUCCUUUUGCACACAACCACCACUGCAGUGUGCGCUAUAGAGUUGUGUGUGUGUGUGUGUGAGAAAGGGAGAGAGAGAGAGAGAGAAUAAUUAGCAAAACUUGUUGCAUUUGAUUUAUAAAAGCCUUUU